AUGCCAUUUUUCUCCAGUCGCAAGCCCGAAGAGGAGGUCGUCGAGCCUACCCCGGUCUACCAUGAGGAGCCAAAACGCUCUCAUGGCCUUUUCGGCAGCAGACGAGAGCGCUCGCCGUCGCCCUCGUCCACAGUCCGGACCUCCACAACAUCCCAUUCGCACCAAUCUGGUACCUCAUACCAUACCUCGCCAAGCACCCAUGGUGGCGGCGGCGGCGUCUUCCGCAGAUCGACUGACGCGAGCUCAGGCCGGAGAUCCCUGUUGUCCCGAUCGUUCGGACACGGCAACAACGUUGAGAUGGACCCGUCGAUCGUGCAGGCCCGAGAGCGGGUGUUGAGCGCCGAGACUGCGGAGCGCGAGGCUGACCGCGCAAUGGAGGCUGCUCGACUCCGUGUAAGGGAAGCUAGGGAAGAGGUUAAGAGACUUGAGCUUGAGGCCGCUGAGGAGGCCAAGCGUGCCAAGAUCAAGCAGUACCAUGCUCGCGAGGUCUCGAAGCGUGGCAAGCAACUUGGUCGUCACGAUCUGUAA
Messenger RNA from Truncatella angustata, 528 nucleotides. RefSeq lists its product as uncharacterized. Lineage: Eukaryota; Fungi; Ascomycota; Sordariomycetes; Amphisphaeriales; Sporocadaceae. The transcript is spliced from 2 exons. The record is from RefSeq and is a predicted model, not a curated record. The coding region runs from base 1 to 528 and encodes 175 amino acids.